UAGAGCAUCCAGUUCAGUUUCGUUAUAAAUUCUUAAGCCACCAGGAUGAAAUUCAUUCCAUUGCACACGAAAAACACUGAAAUUAUGUAUAAAAAUUCAAUUUGCUCCUCGGCAGCAUUGAUUGUCUUCGUCUUGGUCAUUUUAUCAGUUAUGAUUCCCGUCCUUUUGGUCUCUAUUCUUAGUCCUUAUUCGGGAAUCUCUGAAUCGCGAGUGCUAUAUGAACAACCAAAAGUUAUGUAUACGUUUCAGUACUUAUUUCUUGGUGAAUUAGGUGGUGAGGAGAAUCCUUUGGUGGCAUGCAGCACCUUUGCAUAUUUCAAUAGCCGCACAAAUGAAUGGCAAAAGUAUUGUGAUACUGCUAAGUUCACUUCCCAGGAUCAGAACUUCGAUAGUCGAAUGGAUACUGCAAAUUUCCAUCUUAAUUUCGACGAAUUGCCUGAAAAACUUAUGAGUUUCGAUUUGCUUCUCAUUUUCGAAGCCACUCUUCGACACAAAUGUCAUCUGACUCCUCCAGCUGCUCUGAUUCAUCGUUUAGAAAUUCCAAAGGAUGGAUUUUCGAAUGGAAUCAUUAAAAUGAAAGGUUACCUUAGACUGAACCAAAAUGCAGAAUUCAUAUGUCCAUUCUAUGGCCGCAGUGCUAAAACUCACUUCAGAGGAGAUGUUCUCCCCAAAAACACAUCGAACAUGGAAUAUUUUCAAUUCGAAUACAUUCAGGAGCGAAUUCGAUCGAAUCCGGCAUUCUUUGAAUUGGACAUCACUGAAACUUACUACAAACCAUCACCAGAGGAGGGUCUUUCAAUUCAAUUGCAAAUUGAUGUAGUUCAAGUUCCAGCUCGAUACCAUCUAAGUAUAUGGGAACGUUGUGGACAGUUCUGGUUGUAUUUUGCAUCGUUCUUCGGUAUUUCCUUCUACAUUAUGAACAAAAGUAAAGAUUUUCUUUUUGGAAGACAUAUUCUUCGAUCGUGGGAGGUGAUUCCAUGGAAGAAAAUCUAUUAAUUAUAUAUUUGUUCAUAUUUUGGCCAGAAAAAGAAGACUUAUUGUAAUGGAACUUCCUUAAAGCGCUCAUUUUUAAUAAAUAUUCAAUAAAAUAAGUUUGA
Molecule: messenger RNA, 1097 nt
Organism: Eupeodes corollae
Lineage: Eukaryota; Metazoa; Arthropoda; Insecta; Diptera; Syrphidae
Exons: 2
Coding region: 46-996 (316 amino acids)
Biological process (GO): regulation of protein localization; cilium assembly
Cellular component (GO): ciliary membrane; ciliary transition zone
Source: RefSeq, a predicted model, not a curated record